Echinostoma caproni is the source of this 2193-nucleotide messenger RNA. The record is from the annotation of a GenBank genome assembly. NCBI's taxonomy places the organism in Eukaryota, Metazoa, Platyhelminthes, Trematoda, Plagiorchiida, Echinostomatidae.
AUGUCAUCCUUCGUGAUGACUCUCACCGAGAUGUUAUUGGAAAAACAAGCGGUAUUUGUAAACACGUGGCCAGUGGCAGAUAAUGGGUCACUGGAUAUCAUCGAGGCCCACUACGAGCAGCCGGGAACCGAUAUCAGCACAAAUGAGAGUCUGAAACAUCUAAUUCAUCAUGAACAGGAUGCUGAAGAAAAACUGGAGGCUGCGGUUCAUCCUACGGCUAACUUGGAUAUGUUAACUGGUGCGCAACGUGGACCGGCAAUCGAUUUAGCCUUAUUAAAAGAGAAUCCACAUGUAUGCAUAACCUGUGGCGUUGAUUUUAAAUGUCGUUCUAAUUUACACGCUCACUUAACUCGACACCGCCAUAUUUUAGGCACAUUGGAAUCGUUUACCCGACUACCCAAGUAUGAAUGUCGGAGUUGUGAUGGCAUCAUUAAUUGUGCUUCAAUGCUCAAGCAUAAAUGUUAUAGCAAACAGCAGAAUGAUAUCCGUUGUCGUAUUAAAAUGUUAGAUCACGAUGGCAGCCCUCUAGUUUGUAUACUCUGUCGUGGACGCCUUCUACCUUCUCGAGUACACCUCAUCAUUCACAUCAUUGUGGCUCAUUCGGUUCAUCGGGACCCAUAUCGUUGUGUAUUUUGCCAUACACAAUUUCAUUCGGAAAAUCUGAUGAUGCAAGAAGUUCACGCGUUUGAUUGUCAUGCACCUGAAUUGUUUAUGACAACUCGUAAAGCCUGUUUCAAAAUGAUUCGUAAUCAACACGGUGGAGUUGCGGAGGCCACUGUCCCGUACACAUGUUUCUAUGAUUCGUCGAAACUGGAAAGUGCCGAUUACAGUGACCUGUUUCGUAAAAACGCAUCUCGCACCAGUAUUGUGGAAGGUAAUUCGGAAACGGAUCGAUUUACCACCUAUCAAAGCAACAAAAGACGUAUGUGUACGGCUAGCUUUAGCACACUGGAUGAAUACACAACACAUUUAUGCUGUUUUCAUGGCGCGGUUGCCCCAAAUCUGUCGGAACUAUCCGAAGAAGAUCCGACGGAGGAAGUUCGGCGAUCUCAGAAUCAAAGCACCCGAGUUCCUGGACCCACAGUUCGGGAACUGUUGAAAAAUCAGGCGGCUGGACAUUAUGCGGCAAACAAAUCGACAGAUGACGAAUUCAGUCCACCCGUGUUGGGAACACAACGUACGUUCGGUCAUCAGGCGAGGUCCACUAUCAAAGGAUCGAUGCGUAACUGGAUGGGUGGGGCGAGGAGCAGUCAGGGCACGCAGAGUCGUGACGUGAGUGGUCUUCGGGUGAAAGAGCAAUGUCGUAUUUGUCUCGAUCGUUUCAUCGAUGAAACGAAAUUGCAACGACAUAUUGCGAAUUAUCAUGCUGCAGAGAGCAGGAAAAGGCUGAAACAUCUGGUGGAAAAAGGAAAGCUACGCCGAAUAUUGGAUAUUGAUUUACUGUGCACUGAGUGUUACAUAAUGUUCCCAGAUAACUUAUCCUUACAGGUGCACAUGAUGGUUUCACAUGCAAGCAAAGAUUGGCGUCAUUGUGGUCUUUGUGGCUAUGAAUUCUACUCCGAUAGCGGUGGUACACCGAAUCAUCUUCGUCUAGUCCACUUCAAUCCGGAGGAUGCAUUGGAAUCAGCUGACAGUGCGAAUGGUGGAGGUAGUUCGAUUGAUGCAUGGCCUUUACCGGCUGAAUUGAUGUGGCGCAUGAUAAUGACACACGAGACAUUGCAUCGGGAACGCCUCUUUCCACCACGACAAGUACCUUAUCUACCCUUGACAUUGAUCGGUCAGCUCUUAAAUAGUCAAGCAAUUCAAGCGGUGAUGGCCGUGAACUGGAUGGUACGGCGUGCAAAAGAAGAAAUGGAGGGCAUACAGUCCACAGACGAAGAGAUUUCCGGUGUGCCUGGUCCAAUGACCACCGAGGAGGCAUUUGCUGCCGGUGCACAACGAACUCGCAACAUCUCCGUCGACAUUACCAUGGCCGACGAGGCCAGACAACAACUGAUCCGUAUAAUCAGACAAAACGAGGACUCGGAAGAGGAUAUUUUACCGAAUCGUGCCAGACAAACAAGUUCCCGUUUAUCCGGCUACGGCCCCGGUGCACUAGUCAAACUGCCCGGGUGGCUUGUGAAAAGUUUCACAGAAUUGGGGGAACUGAAUGCAACCAGACAGGCCGAACUGGACUUUGUGGAAAAUCUGUAG